AUGUUAAAACAUUUUCAUAGGCAUAAUUCUAAAAACGUAGAAGAAGAAAAAGAAAUAACUCAAUCGACAUCUUCCAUCAUCGAAGAAGAAUGCUCUUCGAUAACGAAAGAAGAAAACAAUGAAGUUUCUGAAGAUGAACUUCCGUCUUCAGAACAAGAAGAUAAUACCAUCGGUGACCAUUCUAAAUGGCAAAACCCAGAUUAUUUCCAAAAUAAAUGGCAAGAAUACCUUUUCAUCUUUUCCUGUAUGAUGAGUCAACUUUUAAAUCAGGCAGCUACACCACAAACUUUGAGUAUUAUGAAUAUUAUAACGGACUCAUUCAAAUCAGAAGGUGGUAAAGAAACAUGGUUAAUAGCAUCUUUCCCAUUAGUUUCAGGUUCCUUUAUUUUGAUCAGUGGGAGAAUUGGUGAUAUUUAUGGUCUUAAGAAAACUUUGAUUGGAGGGUACCUAUUCUUUAUAAUUUGGUCCCUGAUAUCUGGUUUCACAGAUUACUCUCAUAACGAUAUAUUUUUCAUCAUUAGUAGAGCCUUCCAAGGGUUAGGUAUAGCAUUCAUUUUACCGAACGUCAUGGGUAUUGUAGGUAACAUUUAUAAGCCAGAUACACAGAGGAAAAAUAUUGUUAUCAGUAUGAUUGGAGCAUCUGCACCAAUCGGUGCAUUUAUGGGUAGUCUUUUCGCCGGGUUGAUCGGCACUGAAAACCCCAAACAAUGGCCAUGGGCCUUCUAUGCAUUUGCAAUUGCAUCUGCAAUCAAUUUAGCAAUUUCCAUUUAUUCUAUCCCUAAUAAUAUUCCAACUAAUAUACACGGUUUCGCUAUGGACUGGAUAGGUUCAAUAAUGGCUGUAAUUGGCUUAAUUUUAUUAAAUUUUGUAUGGAAUCAAGGACCAAUUGUUGGCUGGCAAAAGGCUUAUAUUAUAGUUCUUUUGAUCAUCUCAAUCAUUGCACUAGUUUUGUUUUUCACAUAUGAAAUUAAAUACGCAAAGUCCCCAAUCUUACCUGUUGAAGUAACUAAGAAUCGUCAUAUUAUUAUGAUCUUGGCUGCAUUAUUUUUAGGUUGGGGGUCAUUCGGUAUAUUUUCGUUUUAUUAUUUUUCAUUCCUUCUAAAUUUGAGACAUUAUUCAGCUCUUUGGGCGGGUACAACUUAUUUCAUGUUUGCUAUUUGGGGUACUGUGGCUGCAGUCAUUGUUGGUGCUUUUAUUAAGAGAAUUUCUGCAUCUGUGAUUUUAUUCUUUUCCAUGAUUGCGUUUAAUAUUGGACUGAUCAUGUUAAGUGUAACACCUGUAGAUCAAACAUAUUUCAGAAUGAAUCUAGGUACAAUGAUUAUCUUAAGUUUCGGUAUGGAUAUGUCGUUCCCAGCAGCUGCUAUCAUUUUAAGUGAUGGUUUGACAAUGCAAUACCAAGGUAUGGCUGGUUCGUUAGCAAAUACGAUGGUCAAUUAUUCCAUGUCAUUAUGUUUAGGUAUGGGAACCACAGUAGAACGUCAAAUAAAUAAAUCAGGGAAAGAAAUAUUAAAGGGAUACAGAGCAGCAGAAUAUUUAGGGGUUGGGCUAGCAGGUUUAGGGAUUGUUAUUAGCGGUAUUUAUAUGGCUGAAGUGCUAUGGGCUAAACGUAAAGAACGUUUAUCUUCAAACCGUGACCACGAUAUGAGUUAA
Molecule: messenger RNA, 1650 nt
Organism: Naumovozyma dairenensis CBS 421
Lineage: Eukaryota; Fungi; Ascomycota; Saccharomycetes; Saccharomycetales; Saccharomycetaceae
Gene: ATR1
Product: borate transporter
Exons: 1
Coding region: 1-1650 (549 amino acids)
Biological process (GO): transmembrane transport
Cellular component (GO): membrane
Molecular function (GO): transmembrane transporter activity
Source: RefSeq, a predicted model, not a curated record